Molecule: messenger RNA, 3273 nt
Organism: Oryzias latipes (Japanese medaka)
Lineage: Eukaryota; Metazoa; Chordata; Actinopteri; Beloniformes; Adrianichthyidae
Gene: atad5b
Product: ATPase family AAA domain containing 5b
Cellular component (GO): nucleus
Molecular function (GO): DNA clamp unloader activity; ATP binding; ATP hydrolysis activity
Source: RefSeq, a predicted model, not a curated record
GACCAUCUUUCUCCACAUACGAUCUUUGGCUGAAUUAUAUCAUGGCGCAGUCUUAUUGCGUCAUCAAGGAGUUUUUUUUUUUUUUAAGUAGUUAAUAAUGGCGUCCUCAAAUCUUUCCUUUUUUGGGGUGUUGUAUAUGUUUACACUCGCAUCUGUCUACGUUUAAGUUUUAUUUACGGUAAUAUACGUUUACGUCGUCACAUGAUGGAAAGUAUUUGGGUUUAAGCCGGCGUCGCACAGUAUGACGUUGUUGCUUUUCUGUCGAGCGCCAAACACAAAAUACAGUGAGGAUGUGACGUGAGUUUGUAGAGUUUGAGAAUGACGGACGGGUUCAAACUGUUUAAAAGCUCUCGACUUUCUUGCAAAGACAUCGCGGAACCGCCGAUAUUGAUCCCAUCAUCAGAGUCGAGCUGCUCAGACGAAGAAAUAACGCCGCAGAAAACGGAUCGAACACUUUCCUCCAGUGAGGGGAAGACGCCAAGAAAAAUCUUCCCAAUCUUCGUGCGGACUUUACAGAACAACAAAAGUAACCUUAGUUCAGAGAGACAGCCGUAUCAGACCGCUGAGGGCGCGCGGGCAGCAGCGUUUUCUAAUCAGAAAAAAAAUGAUCCACUGGCGGUUUCCCCUCACCUGACUGGGAAGGAUGGGCGGGGCUUGUCCACCUGUGGAGAGCAGCUGCCAGACUCAGAACUGCAAGGCAGUCUGGACGAAAUCCAGACCUCAAACCCAUCAUUUCCUGUCCACACUGUUUUCAGUGCUUUGCAGAAGAAAGCCCGUGAUGGACUGCAAAAGAGUAAAGCAGGUCACGCUUCGCACAAAUCUCCACCCUCAAAAAAGAAGAGGAAGGAAGAAAUCGAAGGGUCUGGGAGGUUGAUGAAGCGCCCCAGGUGCUGCGUCUCUGCAGAGGCCGCCAUGGAUCCGGAUCUCCACAGCUUCUCCGCUCAGAAGAAGCCCAGAGGCAGUAAGCUGAGCCUGAGCCGCACUCGCAGGCUGAAGCAGCAACGUGGCAGGCCUGCAGUCCACCAUCAGUGUCACUCUGGACCAGAGCUUCACCAAGGAGGUUCCUGCGUGGAGGACACUCUCUGGACAGACAAGUACAGUCCUCAACAUUCAAGUGAAGUCAUUGGAAAUGCCGCCUCUGUAGCUAAACUGCACAGUUGGUUGAAAAAAUGGAAGCUACGAGCCAAUCAGGAUGAGAGGAGAAAGAUGGAAGAAAGACGACGAGAUGACGAUUCAUGGGACUGUGGAGAUUUCCAGGGGGAAUCCGCCUCAGAGGACCCAGACGAGGAGUUCCUGUGGAACACGGUGCUGAUCAGUGGACCCCCGGGUGUCGGGAAGACGGCCUCGGUGUACGCCUGCUCCCAGGAGCUGGGCUUCAAGGUGUUUGAGGUGAACUGCUCCUCCCAGCGCAGCGGCCGCCUCCUCCUGUCCCAGCUGAAGGAGGCGACUCAGUCUCAUCUGGUGGAGAUUUCGGGAGCAGACCGGCUCAAACCGGUCGUCUUCAGCAGCAUUCAGAGAUCUGAGGCGGGAAAAACUUCCCUUCCCAAAAACGUCACUUCGGCUUCAAAGAAAGCAGCAAGAAGGAAGCUGAGCUCCCGCCGCCACAAAGCGCCAGCAGACGCCCUCACUCUGGCUCACUUCUUCAAAGUAAAGCGUGAAGCUGACGGCUCGCGCCUUGGCGGCACGCCACCGUCUGGAAGUCCAGACCGGAAGCUCCUGUGCCACUCGUUUGCCGGCCGUGACCAAUCAGAGCCGCGGAGCAAAAGCGCGGCCACCUCCCUGAUUCUGUUUGAAGAGGUGGACGUCAUCUUUGAGGACGACGUCGGCUUCCUUGGAGCCAUCAAAGCAUUCACGAAAACCACAAAGAGGCCCGUAGUUCUGACCACAAACGAUCCUUUAUUCAAGGACAGGUUUGACAGCAGCUUGGAGGAAAUCGUCUUCAAAGCCCCAUCAGAAGGGAGUGUCGGCAGCUACCUGCAGCUGGUGAGUCUGGCCGAGAACAGGCGGCUGGAUUCAGGCGAUGCCAGAAACCUCGCGGCGCUCACGGGUGCUGAUGUGAGGCGCUGCCUGCUGCAGCUGCAGCUCUGGCUCCGCAGUGGAGGAGGCGGAGCCCAAACCGGCGGGCUUACUAAACAGCUGCUCCCUCCAAAGAAAUGCAGAUCAGAGCUUCCUCCAUGUGAAACCAGCUGCUCUGCCUCGAUGUUGGGCCUCCAGUCUGUGAGUCUGAGUCGUCUUCUGGACGUUCUGAAGUCUGAACCGGACACAAAGGUGUUCCUGAACCUCCUGGCUGAGAGCUGGAGAGGAGGCGUGCCUCUUCUUUACUCCAACCUGGAGCUGCUCCUGUCCUCUGGAGCCUCGGUCCUCGGUCCGGAUGAGGAGACGGGCUCCUGUCUCCACGCUGAUCUUCGGCAGCAGAAACGGAACAUCACCUGCAGAACAUCCGCCUCCCGGCUGAGCCGGCGGAGGGGCAGCGCAGCAGCGACAAACCCCCGUUUGAUUAAAUCAUGGAUGCCAAGAGACUCGGGUUUGAAUGGAAAUCGGGAGGAAAAAGCCGCUGACUCCACAGCCGCCCUCGCAGACUUCUUUGACCUCAUGUCAUAUCUGGACUCCACAUUUCCAGACGCGGGACGGCCUGUUUCAGGCUCUUCCCGUUCCACAGCGUUCGUCUGGACGGGAGCAGCGUUAGCAGACGGCUCUUUGGACGAGACGGGCGAGGAGGAGCGUCUGGGUGACGGCGAAGAGGGGCUCCUGGACAUCAGGGCUGCUGCUGAAGGGCUGGGCUUUGGCAUCUGCAGCAGGAGCGUGACCGAGGCGUGGAUUCUACCUCACACUGAAGAAUGGGAGAGCGAGCGUUCGGGGACAACCACGCUUCCUAAAACACAGACACUCAUCCUCACCUCUCAACCUCUUUGUGCCCCGAGUUUGGCCCAAAGGAGGCUGAAGCUGAGCAGGAAGGUGCUGAGCAGCAGGACCUUCGGCCUGCUGGGGAACAGGCGCGCGGUCUGCGCCGAGUACCUGCCGGUCCUGCGCUUCAUUUGUCACAAACGGAAAGAACAAGCCAGCUUCAUGCUGGACCUCUCCAAGUCCACCGUGCAGCUUCUGGCUAAAGACUUCAUCUGGAGAAGUUUGGAAAAACCUCUGAACCGAACAUCUUCCAGUCUGAUGAACUCCUGUCCGCCUGCUUUACACCAGCUGAUGUGAAAUUGUAUUUUUGUUAAUAAGGUCUAAUUCUGAACUGUAAAUAAAGUAGAUUUUAAUGGAACAAAAGGCAAA